AUGUCCCAGAGGCCCCAGUCUGGACCCCAGAGCGCCCAGCCAGGUUUCCUUCCAGGAGCUCCCAGUAAUACUCAAAAUGAGACUGAAGUCUCUCCACCAAUUACUUACAGGCCCCAGGUCAGAAUCCAAGACUCUCAGCCCAUUAUCAACAGUGGCCAGGUCAGCAUCCAAGAGCCCCCGCCCAUUAUCCAUAAUCGCCGGGUCAGCAUCCAAGAGCCCCCGCUCAUUAUCCAUAAUCGCCGGACCAGCAUCCAAGGGCCCCCACCCAUUAUCAACAGUCACCGGGUCAGCAUCCAAGAACCCUUGUCCAUUAUCCACAAUCGCCGGGUCAGCAUCCAAGACCCCCCAGUAGUCCACAGUCGCUGGGCCAGUAUCCAAGAUGUGCCACCCAUUAUCAACAGUUGCUGGGUCCGUACUGAGGACACGCCAUCCACUGUGAGCGGUCAUCGGCUCAGUAUCCAAGAUACACCGUCAGUUACCUACAGUCACCGUUUGAAGACCCAAGAUGUUCCACCAAUUCUCCAAACUCACCACUUCAGCAUCCAAAACUCUCUAUUACUUCCUCACAUCUCCCUGAACAAUGUAGAGUCCCUUAACUACAAUAGUAGUCAAGUCCGUAGCCAAGACCACUUUCCAACAAGUCAGAGUCCUUGUUUGAGUACUCAAUGCCUCACAUUGCCAAUCCGGGCCAAAGUCGAUGUCCCCCCUUCAAUUACUCACAGCCCCACCGCCAGUGUCAAAAGCACUGAUUCAAUCAUCUGGACCACCCAGGAGAGUUUCAAAGACUCUAUGGACAGCUCCCUAUACAACCCAAGUACUCUAGACAACAAUAUCCAGAGCAUACGAUCAAGCAGAUCUGCUGAGAUGGAUUCUGGCGGGUUUCAUUUCCUAUCUGAACUACAUGAACUUCUGGUCCAUCCUGGCGCUCCAGGCCAUCUGGACUUGAUGGCGCUCCAGGACACAGGAAUGACCCCACCGCUGGCCUGCUCCCACAGCUCCCUGCCAAGCUCUCAAAUGUGUUCAUCUUUAAUGAAAAUAAGCUGCAACUAUAUGCCAGAGACUGGAUCUAUCGCAGUGAUCAAACUAGACACACAUCCUUGUUUUUAUGGCUUCACAUUUCCGCAGGGAGGCGAAACAGAUAUGUCAGGGACUAUAAGCUUCGUGGGAGGUGUCUCCUCACCGGAAGAAGACGACCCAAAUGACCAGCUAAACAAUGGACAACAUCGUAUCGUCUGUUUAGGAAGAUUUUUGGAGGGAACAGGCAUUAUUCGCUUCCCCAAGCACCAAAGCUGGAUUUCCGGCCCCGGCGCGUGUGUUGGACGCCUCGGGGCGGAGCCCGGGCAGGGGCUUGUGGCGGGCCUUGCGAGCGGCGCGCACUAUAAAGCGGGACGCGAGGGCGCCCGCGCACGCUUUGAAGAGAGUGAGGGUCGGAAUGGUUGCAGAAAAGGGUCUCUGCUCAUCGUGAGUGCUGCUUCUGUGUUAGGGUUGGGGUUUUUUCCCCCUAGGAUAGCUCCCUCCUCCUGCCACCCCGGUGGUUCCUCCAGAGUCAAACAGCGCCGCUGUCCCUGUCCUUGCUCCUGCCCAGCAGCACCCCUCCUGGCUUCCUGCUGCUGCUUGCAGGGGACAGCCAUCGUCAUGGCCGAGCGAGCACUGGCCCCCACCCAGAUGGGGCGGGGGGACCGUUACUACACGUACACCGAGCUCCUGGCCAUCUCGCGGCGCUUCAAGCAGAACCCCAACGAGCUCAUGAUCACCUGGAUCCUGCGAGUGUAUGACCAGGGGGGCCCGGCCCUGUCCCUGAACUCUGGAGAGCUGGCGCUCCUGGGUGACCUGACCGGCGAUGCCAUCUUCAACUACCACUGCAAGACGCUGCGGGGUGGCUGCCAGACGCUGCUCACCUGGCUGCUGCUGGCCUGGCGCCAGCGCUGGGAGUCCUUCCUGCACUUUGAGGCCACCGAGCUCCCCUUCCGCCCCUGGACCACCAUGGAGGAGGGCAUCCAGCUGGUGCGCGAGCUGGGCAUGCUCGACUGGAUCUACCGCGAGCCGCCCUCACCCCCCGCGCCGGAGCAGGGGCCCUGGCCGGCGCCCGAGGACGUGCCCUUCACGCAGGGCCUCCAGCGGCGCCUGCUGACGGCCGCGCCCUCCGAGCUGCGGCUCUCGCUGGUCAGCCUGCUGGUCAAGGGCAUGACGGUGCUGGAGGCGGUGAUGGAGAUCCAGACCAUCGCCGACGUGGGCCUGCUGUGGCGCCAGAGCCAGCCGGGCCGCGCCAAGCUCAUGUUGGGGCCCAACCCGACGCGCAAGGACCUCACGGGCUGGCUGCUGAGCCAUGGCGUCCCCAAGGAGAGGGUGGACAAGCAGCCCACCAAGGUCCUCCUGGAGCUCUACAUCAAGGAGGCCAAGCGUAGCCGCGGCCACCCUGCCUACGUGCUGGGGGACGAGCAGCCCCCGCCUCCCCCCUACUCAGACCAGGCCUGUGGGGAGGAGCCGCCCGCACCCGUGCGCCAUGACUAGGCCCCCCUUGGGCACAGUCUCCCCGCUGCUACUCUGCGGGGUGGGGUGGUGCUGGGUUCCAGGAGAGACAGAGUCCAUGCCUCCUGAGCACCCCCAGGGGGGACUGAGGGGUGGUCCGUUUGCCCUUCUCCGGACUCGCGAGCCUCUCUGAGUGCUUGAGGUGCCCUUGCCCCCUGGCACCUAUCGGUGUCACCAGCCAGAGUGGUGGAGGGAAGCGAGCCGGCCAGUAGCCCUUGGGUGCCUGUGCCCCCAUCCCCAGGGGCACAUCCCAUUACAUUUCAGUCUGUUACACUUCAGGCCCAUUGGCAUGGUGGGCGGGCACCCCCACCCUGCCCCACCGGCCCCCAAAGCACUACAGGCCAAGUGGGAUCUCUGCACAGCCCACAACUUGAAAGCACCUUGAAGUUUGUACCCUUUUUAAGCUAUUUUUAAAUGCAAUGUUUUUACCUAAUAAUUUAAGCAUGUACAACA
Molecule: messenger RNA, 2982 nt
Organism: Felis catus (domestic cat)
Lineage: Eukaryota; Metazoa; Chordata; Mammalia; Carnivora; Felidae
Product: Friend virus susceptibility protein 1-like
Exons: 8
Coding region: 1-2511 (836 amino acids)
Source: RefSeq, a predicted model, not a curated record